AUGCUAAUCGUGCUUUUAUCACUUGUCCUUGGUUGUGUUUCUGCCAAAAGCCUAGCACCAGAAAUCCAAAAGUGCCGAAAAUCAGACCCACAACUCGGCGAAUGUUUGGCCAAAACGGUCUUUGACUCAAUACUUAGGUUUAAACAAGGGUACAACGAACUGGGAAUUGUUCCUCUGGAACCUCUUGUUAUACAAAAACUGGAAUUUGGAAAUUCCAGUUCUGGAGCAGUUGCUGUACAACAUGUGUACGAAAAUUUGAAGCUGUUUGGAAUCACGACUUUCACUAUAUACGACUCCGUGGCCAAUUUCAGUGACGAAAACUGCUACUGGCGGCUCAAAAGCUACGGAAAUCUUGUCCGGAUGGAAGCUGACUAUAAAAUGAGUGGGAAACUGCUGCUUUUUCCUAUAAAUGGGCACGGAAAAUGUAACAAUACUCUGUAUGAAUGCGAAGCUAUGUACAACACAAGGUGCGAAAAGUACACAAAAAACAAUAAAAAAUACAUACGGAUCACAGAUUUUGUGUUCAAACUAAAACCAAAAAAGGUUGUUUUUGAUUUUAAGAAUCUGGUCGAUGGGAAUGAAUACUUGAGUAAUGAAGUUCUAAAGACUGCCAACGAAAAUCCUAUGCAAGUGUAUGCAGAUGUGGGUCCAGCUUUUGAUGAAGCCAUAGCGAAGAUCGAAAAGGAAAUUGUCAAUCGAGUGUUUUCUAGAGUACCAGAGGAUGAGUUGUUUUUGCCAUAG
Zophobas morio is the source of this 741-nucleotide messenger RNA. Its product is annotated as circadian clock-controlled protein daywake-like. The record is from RefSeq and is a predicted model, not a curated record. The coding region runs from base 1 to 741 and encodes 246 amino acids. Lineage: Eukaryota; Metazoa; Arthropoda; Insecta; Coleoptera; Tenebrionidae. The transcript is spliced from 4 exons.